AUGGGGGUCCUGGAUGGAGCCGGACCUGCAGGAGGCUUGUUGGUCCACGGGUACAAGGGCGUCCGGUUCCAGAACUGGGCCCAGACCUACAGCUGCAACCCUGAGAUGUACUUCCAGCCGUCGAGCCCUGAAGAGGUCCGGGAGGUGCUGGCCCUAGCCCGGCAGCAGAAGAAGCGCGUGAAGGUGGUGGGCGGCGGCCACUCGCCCUCGGACAUCGCCUGCACAGACGGAUUCAUGAUCCACCUGGGCAGGAUGAACCGACUGCUCCAGGUGGACCUGGAGAAGAAGCAGGUGACCGUGGAGGCGGGCAUCCUCCUGGCCGACCUGCACCCCGAGCUGGACAAGCAUGGCCUGGCCCUGUCCAAUCUGGGAGCCGUGUCGGACGUGACGGUUGGUGGUGUCAUAGGCUCUGGGACACACAACACAGGCAUCACACACGGCAUCCUGUCCACCCAGGUGGUGGCACUGACCCUGAUGACAGCUAAUGGGACGAUUCUGGAAUGUUCUGAGUCCAACCAGGAGGAUGUGUUCCAGGCUGCGCGGGUGCACUUGGGCUGCCUGGGUGUCAUCCUCACCGUCACACUGCAGUGUGUACCCCGGUUCCACCUGCAUGAAGUCUCCUUCCCAUCCACCCUGGGAGAGGUCCUGGACCACCUGGAUGAGCACCUGCAUAAAUCUGAGUACUUCCGCUUCCUCUGGUUCCCGCACAGCGACCAUGUCAGCGUUAUCUACCAGGAUCAUACACAGAAGGCCCCCUUCUCUUCAUCCAGCUGGUUUUGGGACUAUGCCAUCGGCUACUAUGUCCUGGAGUUCCUGCUGUGGGUCAGCACCUUCGUGCCGGGCCUCGUGGGCUGGAUCAACCGUGUCUUCUUCUGGCUCCUCUUUAGCCGCACAAAGGAGAGUUGCCAAGUCAGCCACCGCAUGUUCACCUAUGAGUGUCGCUUCAGGCAGCAUGUACAGGACUGGGCCGUGCCCAGGGAGAAGACCAAACAGGUACUGCUGGACCUGAAGGCGGCGCUGGAGGCCCAGCCCAAGCUGGUGGCCCACUUCCCUGUGGAGGUCCGCUUCACCCGGGCUGACAACAUCCUCAUGAGUCCCUGCUUUCAGAGGGACAGCUGCUACCUGAAUAUCAUCAUGUACAGGCCCUACGGUAAGGAUGUACCUCGCCUGGACUACUGGCUGACCUAUGAGACCAUCAUGAAGAAGGCGGGAGGUAGACCCCACUGGGCCAAGGCCCACAACUGCACCCGCAAGGACUUUGAGAAGAUGUACCCCGCCUUCCCCAAAUUCUGUGCUAUCCGCGACAAGCUGGAUCCUGCCGGAAUGUUCCUGAACGCAUAUCUGGAGAAGGUGUUCUACUAAGACA
Messenger RNA from Suncus etruscus (white-toothed pygmy shrew), 1366 nucleotides. Its product is annotated as L-gulonolactone oxidase-like. Lineage: Eukaryota; Metazoa; Chordata; Mammalia; Eulipotyphla; Soricidae. The record is from RefSeq and is a predicted model, not a curated record. Gene Ontology annotation, cellular component: membrane. Gene Ontology annotation, molecular function: FAD binding; D-arabinono-1,4-lactone oxidase activity.